AUGUGGAAUGUUCAGCAGAUAUUUUCCAAACGAGAUUUGAAAUGUAUGAGCCUAUACUUGACGGAUUCGCCAAACAUUAAGAACCUGAAUAUAGCUAACGUCAGUGUGAGGAGGACUAUCCGAUUGGCGGCUUGUUUGGCGAUGUUCGGAUGCGCGACCACCUCGCGGACGUCGACCCUUCUGGUUGGCAUACUUCGCUGGUGGUUCAUUCGGAACCGGAUUAGCAGGAAGAACUGGUCCUCUGAGCAUUCGAUCGUCAAGCCAUGAUGGUUGUUGGUUCAAUGUCACCAAUGUUGUUGUUGCAUAAGGUGAAGGGUCGUCCCGGUAGUAAUUCCCGUAGAAAGUGCUGAGCGUAGUUCCAUGUCCACCUGCCAGCUGCGCGUAGUGGUAGUGGUGUUCAGAGCCUGA
This is a messenger RNA of Haemonchus placei, 408 nucleotides long. NCBI's taxonomy places the organism in Eukaryota, Metazoa, Nematoda, Chromadorea, Rhabditida, Trichostrongylidae. The record is from the annotation of a GenBank genome assembly.